AUGCUCGAGUACCUCCAUGAGGAGAAGCCGGAGUGCUUUUUCUGCGACAUCCUGUGGAGUCAGGUGAUGCGAACGGGGAAGUGGGCCGUCGCUCGAGAGGAGUUUCCCAGCGACGAGUACCCUGCCUUUUGCAGCGGCCCUGUCUGGGUCUUGCCCACGCCGCUGCUGCCUCGCCUGCUGGAAGCUUCCAAGUCUGCGCCUUUCUUGUGGGUGGACGAUGUGUACGUCACUGGCGUACUGGCCCAGUAUGCUGGCAUUAAACACCUCGGCAUUGGUUCUGAAUCCCGGCACAUUCGGCCCUCCGACGUGGGACUCGUGAUGGCCUGGCACAACUUAGAGGACGACAGGAAGAAAUGGUGGUCAAUACUUACUCGAAUCUAUAAGAUGGCCUUCCUGCGAUCCAAAGGCCAAGUAUCGUAA
This is a messenger RNA of Penaeus indicus, 420 nucleotides long. Its product is annotated as beta-1,3-galactosyltransferase bre-2-like. The transcript has a single exon. The coding region runs from base 1 to 420 and encodes 139 amino acids. NCBI's taxonomy places the organism in Eukaryota, Metazoa, Arthropoda, Malacostraca, Decapoda, Penaeidae. Gene Ontology annotation, molecular function: hexosyltransferase activity. The record is from RefSeq and is a predicted model, not a curated record. Gene Ontology annotation, cellular component: Golgi membrane.